This is a messenger RNA of Scophthalmus maximus (turbot), 2039 nucleotides long. RefSeq names its product dnaJ homolog subfamily C member 5. NCBI's taxonomy places the organism in Eukaryota, Metazoa, Chordata, Actinopteri, Pleuronectiformes, Scophthalmidae. The transcript has 7 exons. The record is from RefSeq and is a predicted model, not a curated record. The coding region runs from base 198 to 887 and encodes 229 amino acids.
UUUAAAGCAACUUUAUUACUAAACUUCCUGCUUCGUGUUCGACACACAGCCGGCUGAGCUCUGCGACUCCGGCGGAGCAGGACAAGUAGAAAGUGUCCUCCGCGUGGCUCAGACGCUCAGGGACACAUCCGGGACUCGAUGAUUCGAUCGACACUCUCGAUAUCUGGGAUCGAUCCGCCGUUUAGAAGCUGUGAAACAUGGAGGAUCCGGACCGGCCGCAGAGGAAAAUGUCAACGGCCGGAGACAGUUUGUACAAAGUGCUGGGUCUGGAGAAAGGAGCCUCCCAGGAGGACAUAAAGAAGGCGUACAGGAAACUGGCACUAAGGCAUCACCCUGACAAGAACCCCGACAACCCGGAGGCCGCGGAGAAAUUCAAGGAGAUCAACAACGCCAACUCCAUCCUCAGCGACGAGAACAAGCGGAGGAUCUACGACGAGUACGGAUCCAUGGGCCUCUACGUGGCGGAGCAGUUUGGCGACGAGAGCGUCAAGUACCACUUCCUCAUGAGCAAGUGCUGGUUCAAGGCCCUUUUGGUGUGCGGCUGCCUCUUCACCUGCUGCUGCUGCUGCUGCUGCUGCUGCUUCUGCUGCGGGAGGUGGAGGUCGUCCGGAGACGAGGACGCCGCCUACUACGUGGACCCGGACGACCUGGAUGGCGAGAUCAGAGAACACAGCGCAGCAGGAGAUCACGUCAUUAUCACCCAGCCGAGCUCUGCUGCUGCCGCCGGCGAUGCCGAUGACGUUACAGCAGGAAAUCGUGUGAUAGUCAUUCAGCCGAGUUCUGCUGCGGCCGACGACUACAAUCCAGGUGAAAACGCACCGAUUGUGAUUCAGCCUCCAGCGGCUAACGGCACCUCGGGGCCCGGGGCCUCCCAGCCGGGACAAUGAAGAAAUGAACGAACGAACGAACGAACGAACGAACGAACGAACGAGCGAGUGAGUGGAAUCAUGGCAGAGUCUCGUCUGUCUUCGAACCAGCUCGUGGCUGUUGACGAGUAUUCAUCCAGUGUCUUGAGAAAAACGUGCGGCGAUUCCAUUGUGCCAUCGUUUUUCUUGUCUUUUAUUAAUGCCAACGGGUUUGUCUUUGAUCCUGUCUCAUAUUUAUUUCUUCAACACUUAUAUUUUUGAACAUAGAGGCGAUUUCUGUGCUGCAGUGACAAAUGACAAUGCACUUUAAAAAUCCUAAGCGCAUAUUUAAAAGCCCCCAAACGCGCCACGAUGCUGUGGGAACACGUCGGCUCAACAUGGACCGAAUCACAAUGAGUUUAAUCGGCGUCAGUCGGCCAAGUGGUGGUUUUUGUGAUUGUUGAAAGUUAAACCUCAGGGAUUAAAGCAAAAAUAAAGUUUUCUGACAGGCGGGGUCGAGGGGGAGGUUGAUAACUUUUCCUCACCGUUGCGUGUUACUUAUAAUAACUCUAACUUUAAUGCGCCACACAUUGUAAGCGUGACUGUCUAGUGUCACAAAAAGAAUGGAGGCAGGGAUGAAACAGCUGGUCUGACUCUGUUGUUGUUUCCCCUUGUUUCCAUUCUUUAUGCUACGCUAGGCAGAUCACCUCCAUAUGAGAAUAUCAAUAUUCUCAUCAAACUAUGGUCUCUUCCACCACGUUGAGUCGAGCAGCACUGAGCAGUUGGUAGUUCACUGUUCCUACCGGCACAUUUCUGUGACCUCAAGGGAAAAAACCACAACGGGCGAAGACUUUUAUAGAUGCCGAUCAUAAUCGCACAACUUGCUGACACUUUUUCUACACUUGAAACACAAUGCCAACACCGUUAUGAUGGUAUUUGCCAAAUGUUUCUGGAUUCCUGGUAUUUCUCCAGAAGAGCUUCUGUUGAAGACGCUGUUUCCUCUGUGGUUUGUGACGGUGGUGUGGUAAAAUUGACUUUAUGUUAAAUACAGGAAUCGUGUUUCAUGUAAUUUCAGAGAUAUAUUUUAAAUUGUUUUAAUAUCAAAUUGAUGUUUAUAUAAAACUUAACCUUUCUUUCAUCAUAUUUAUAUUCUAUUUUAUAUUUCUAUAUAUUAAAUUUUGUUUUUAAAUUUGA